Molecule: messenger RNA, 2443 nt
Organism: Zophobas morio
Lineage: Eukaryota; Metazoa; Arthropoda; Insecta; Coleoptera; Tenebrionidae
Product: nuclear exosome regulator NRDE2-like
Exons: 18
Coding region: 182-2443 (753 amino acids)
Biological process (GO): negative regulation of RNA catabolic process; regulatory ncRNA-mediated heterochromatin formation
Cellular component (GO): catalytic step 2 spliceosome
Source: RefSeq, a predicted model, not a curated record
CGUGACUUUUUCGUCUUGCGCAGCUCUCGAAAAUAAAUAAAUUGGAGAGAAUUAUUUUGACUCUGAUUUUAUCGAGAGUCAGUGGGAGUCGGCCAUCCACUGCUUUUCUGGGAACCUUCAGGUUUGGCAGGCCUAUUUGCAAUAUCGCGCUCACUUGAUAGCAAAAGUUUCGUUCCCCUCCAUGAGAAGUUUGUAUAGCAAAUGUUUAGCCUGCUUGAUUUCCGUGAGAGAUAAAACUGAAAAGGAGUUUUUCUCAUCCUCUUACAUGAGUUCCGCCAGCUCCGAGAUUAGUGGUUUGGAAGGAGAACGUGUAAUCCUUUCCGUACUUUUCAAGGCGUUAAGCCUCCAUUGCUCGUCUGGUCAUACCGAGUUGGGCAUAUCGACGUUGCAGGCGCUUACCGAAUUCUCCGUAUUUUCUCCGACGGAAACCGAAAGCCUCGUUCAGACGCCGGAGUUCUUCGAACCUUUUUGGGAUUCGCAGGCCCCGCGCAUAGGAGAACCCCGUAGCGUUGGGUGGGAUGGCUGGCUGAAAGGUGUGAAGAAUGAGGAAAGCACGUGCGGCCCAACCUUCUUUGACGUUCUUGAGGCCGACCUCGCCGGAAAGGGGGAGAAGGAGAAAUUCUUAUUUGUUGAGCUCAACAGAGAAGACGUUGAGUUUUUACCGUGGCGGAAAAGUCACCAGCACGAAGCAGAGGACGACGAGUAUCCCGCCGAUCUUUCCAGAGUUGUGUUUUUUGACGACAUUGCAGAUUAUUUAUUUAAAAUUACUUAUGAACAAUCCAAGAUUGAAGUUCUCUUGAAUUUUGUUGUUUUUCUUGGCUCCAAUAUUCCAACCUACUCUCGCUGUUCAGGCUCGCUGGCUGACCACUACAAAAGUUUGUCUUUACAGCACGCCACCCUUUUUACCGCACCCUUACUCUCUGCUUUGUCUCACGCUAAACAUCUGGAAUUGUUGGGGAAGCGUCCCUCCUCUCAAGCUAAUAUUGCUUUUACUCACUUCGAAUACGACUACAUGUGCGGGUGGCACCGCCAUUGGGCAGCUCCCGCUCCUCAAGGAGCACAUGACAUGGCGUUGGCCAUACUUGAAAGUGCAAUUGGUCGCUAUCCGUCUUCUGUGGACCUCCGGCUGGCGCACAUCAUGCUACAUAUUCCUGUGGAUUCUACCCUUCGAGGUUAUCGCGCCGCCGCGGGGGUUGUUAGAAGUCACUUGGCAGCACUCUCUGCGCUUGGCGGCUGCCCAUCUGGCCUGCUCAGACUUUGGGCGCUUUACGUGACCCUGCAGCGUCGUGGUGGGCGCCACAAAGAUGCUGUCAAAGUCACCUUUUCUGUUCUGCAAAUGUUUUUUCCUCUCCGAUUCUCUAAUGAUGAGUAUUUCUUACUUGCCUGGGUUCAUUGUUGGUAUUUGCUUUCUUUAAAAAAAGUGAAUAUUGCUAUUCGCCUCUUGUAUUUGCUCGCUGAAGACAAAGCCUCUCCAGAAGUUUUUAUUGUAUUAGAGGAAAAAAGUAUCAGUAAAGAAGAUGCAUUAGGUUUUGAGAAGCUGAAAUGCUUAAGGGCCAAUAAGAAAUACGGCGACCUUCUAAACUCCUCCACUCAUCAACACUUUGACUUUCUCCGCCUUUGCAGUUUCUUACUGAUUCUCCUAACGGAGUCCUUUGCGACCCUGCACAGCCACUUCCACGCGUUCAUGAACGAGCGACUACCUAAUGAGCGCUCUUCUUCCGAACGAGCACUCCCAUGUCACACGCAUGUCCACUCUGACUUCAGCAGUUGCCCUUUUAUGUCACGUGGGGAGCGCGAAGGCUCAGUGGAGAUGGUCAUAUGUUCUUUUGUCCACAUGUCCCUUUAUUACGUGGAGGAAACUUUUUUUGAAAUCCGAAACUUAAGAACACUGCUGGAGGAGGUCAUUCCAAUUUUCCCCUGCAAUACCUACUUGCUUUCCGUAUACGUUUAUCUCCAAAAAAGAAGUCAUUCGAUGAUUUGUUCGCGACGGUUUUUUUCAAACUUACGAAGUGAACAUCCACUGAAUACUAAUAAGCUUGUGUCACCCAUAAAAGUUUCUGGAGUUUCUCUUUACUUUUUCUCUCUUUUGAACGAAAUUCAGUUUUCUAUUCAGAAUCCCCAAAGUUCCACUCUCAUUUCCAUAUUUGAGGAGUUUGCCAACGAUUCUACCUUAAAGCAUUCAAGUUUUCUUUGGGCGCUUUAUAUUUCUUAUAGUGUAACUACCGAGUUAAGCAACCUCGAUCUCUUUAAACAAUAUGAGAGUUAUGACUGUAAGCAGAUCGAAGGCAUUGUUUAUCGAGCCUUGCAGUGCUGCCCUACUUCGAAGCACUUAUAUAUGCUCGGCAUCAAAUUUACUAGCGACUGGGUUCGGUUAUUAGAUUUGAUGCAAGAAAAAGAGUUACGUGUUCGUACACCGCUCGAGGAGUUAAAGAUUCUUAGCUGA